AUGUCUGGUGGUAAAGUUCUGGUGAUCGGGAGCGGCGGUCGGGAGCAUGCGUUGUGCUGGAAGCUGGCGGACUCACCGUUUGUGCAGCAAGUAUACUGUGCACCCGGCAGUGUGGGCAUCGCGACAACAAACAAAGUUGAGUGCGUCGAACUCGACAUCAAGGACUAUCCCGCAAUAGCGCAAUGGUGCAAAGAACACGAGAUCGACAUUGUGGUGGUUGGUCCAGAGGAUCCUCUUGCCAAUGGCAUUGUGGACAAUCUGACUCCUUUGGGAAUCAAGUGCUUUGGGCCUACAAAGGCUGGAGCUCGCAUCGAAGCUGAUAAAGACUGGUCAAAGAGCUUCAUGAACAAGUAUCAGAUACCGACAGCGAGGCAUAAGUCGUUCACUGAUGCUGCGGCGGCCAAGGAGUUUAUUAAUACCGCUCCCUACCCAGCGCUGGUGGUAAAAGCCUCAGGGCUUGCUGCCGGCAAGGGUGUAGUGGUUGCAGCAAACAAGGAAGAGGCUUGCCAAGCAGUGGACGAGAUCCUCACAGACGCCAAGUAUGGGGCAGCUGGACAGGUCGUCGUGGUUGAAGAGCUACUGGAAGGAGAUGAGGUUUCUAUCCUAGCCUUCACAGACGGUGAGACAGUCUCCAUGAUGCCACCAGCUCAGGACCACAAGCGUGUCGGUGACGGAGACACCGGCCCCAACACUGGUGGCAUGGGUGCCUACUGCCCCUGUCCCCUCAUCACGCCUGACCAGCUCCUGGAUGUAAAGGAACAGGUCCUGCAGAGAGCUGUUGAUGGAUUGAAAGCCGAGGGGAUUAAAUAUGUCGGUGUCCUAUACGCCGGCAUGAUGGUGACCAAGUCAGGGCCCAUGACCCUGGAGUUCAACUGCCGGUUCGGAGACCCAGAGACACAGGUGCUCAUGACGUUGUUGGAGACGGACCUUUACAAGAUCUUCAAGGCCUGUGUGGAAGGUACCUUGCGUCAGAUCCAAGUGACGUGGAACACCAAACUGUCUGCCGUCGGCGUCGUCAUCGCGUCCAAGGGAUACCCUGAGACGUCUACCAAGGGCUGUGUUAUUAGCGGUUUAACCCAGGUCCAAUGUACACCAGGACUAGUGGUAUUCCACAGCGGGGUAGCUCGUGGCGCGAACGGUUCCCUGGUGUCGUGGGGCGGGCGCGUGGUGCUGGUGUGUGCCCGCGCGGGGUCGCUGCGGGCCGCCGCCGCCGCCGCGACGGCCGCCGCCGGACUGGUCGACUUCCCCGGCGCACAUUACAGGAAGGACAUCGCUCACCGGGCCUUCUCCAAAAUCAACGGGCUCUCCUACCUCCAAAGUGGUGUGGACAUAGACGCAGCUGCGACCUUAGUUCGUCAAAUAGAGCCUAUUGCUACUGCUACCCACCGGCGGGGAGUGCUAGGCAGGCUGGGAUGCUAUAGCGGCCUGUUCCAACUGUCCGCCAUGGAUCCUAGCCUCAAGGACCCCGUGCUGGUUCAAGGCACUGAUGGUGUUGGGACUAAGCUUAAGAUCGCAGAACUAAUGCAGAAAUACGACACGUUGGGCCAAGAUUUGGUGGCGAUGUGUGUGAACGACAUCUUGUGCGCGGGCGCGGAGCCGUUCGCGUUCCUGGACUACAUGGCGUGCGGCCGCCUGCAGGUCGACGUGGCCACCACCAUCGUCAAGGGCAUCGCCGACGCUUGCACGCUGUCGGGCUGCGCUCUGUUGGGUGGUGAGACAGCAGAAAUGCCUUCAAUGUACGAGAUAGGUAAGUACGACCUGGCCGGGUUCGCAGUAGGCGUGGUCGACAACCUCAAACAACUCCCGCGCACCAAGGAGAUCCGGCCCGGCGACGUCGUGCUCGCACUGCCAUCUACCGGCGUACAUAGUAACGGAUACAGUCUGGUGCAGAAGAUCAUGAUGGAGACUGGACAUAGAUACAACGAACCAGCAGCCUUCAGCACCACAAACAAGACUUAUGGCGAAGAGUUCUUAGUGCCCACUGGUAUAUACGUGAAGGCCCUAUUACCGGCCAUUAAGAAGCAGCUCAUCAAAGGACUAGCCCAUAUCACCGGCGGAGGCCUAUUGGAGAACAUUCCCAGGAUCCUACCUCCAGGCAUCAAAGUGAAAUUGGACGCUACGAAGUUUAAUAUUAAGCCCGUUUUUGGAUGGCUUCAGGCUAAAGGAGUGGUAUCAGACUUCGAGAUGCUCCGUACAUUCAACUGCGGUGUCGGUAUGGUGGUGAUCGUGGACCCAGUCUGUGUCAAGGAGUUACUGGAUUCCGUGGACGAAGAGAUCGCAGUCGUAGGCGUCGUGGAAGCCAUGGGCAAGGAAGGAGGACACCAAGUAGUCGUAGAAAACUUCAAGGAAGCGAUGCACCCCCUCACAUCUCCAUACGUGGCCGGUGAUAGGGCGUCUCCUCAGAAGUCACUCUCCUACAAGGACAGUGGAGUGGACAUUGAGGCUGGAGACUCUCUUGUGUCUCUUAUCAAGCCUUUGGCAAGGUCUACAUCACGUUCAGGAGUGCUCGGUGGACUCGGAGGUUUUGGAGGCUGCUUCCAAUUGAAGGCUGUUGAAGAAGAAUACAAGGAUCCCGUCCUCGUCCUAGCAGCCGACGGAGUAGGCACCAAGCUAAAGAUAGCUCAGAAAAUAAACCAGCACAGUACUAUCGGUAUCGACCUGGUCGCCAUGUGUGUUAACGACAUACUUUGUAACGGGGCGGCGCCACUUACGUUUUUGGACUACUUCGCCUGUGGUUCUUUGGAUGUGAAUGUAGCCAGGAAUGUUGUGUCCGGAGUCGCUGAGGGAUGCAGACAAUCUUCAGCUGCUUUGAUUGGUGGUGAGACAGCUGAAAUGCCUGGUAUGUACGAGCCAGGAGUGUAUGACAUCGCCGGCUUCGCGCUCGGAGUCGUUGAGAGAUCACACAUACUGCCCAAGAUCAACGACAUCGCGGUGGGCGACAUAAUCAUCGGUCUGCCAUCUAACGGAGUCCACAGCAACGGUUUCAGUUUGAUCCACAAGUUAAUGAAGAAGUCCGGUCUCACGCUCAAUGACAAGGCUCCAUUCAGUAAAGAGGGACUUACUCUUGGCGAGGAGCUGAUCAAGCCGACCCGUAUCUACGCGCGCAGCGUGCUGGCGGCGCUGCGCGGCGGGCGCGUGAAGGCCGUGGCGCACAUCACGGGCGGCGGCCUGCUCGAGAACAUCCCGCGCGUCAUCCCGCCCGCCGUGCGCGCCAGGCUCAACGCGCACUGGUGGCACGUGCACCCCGUGUUCUCAUGGAUCGCGGACGCUGGUGCGGUACAAGACGAGGAGAUGUUGAGGACUUUCAACUGUGGUAUCGGAAUGGUACUCGUCGUGUCGCCUGAAGAUCAAGCUGAGGUAAUGAACACAACUCGUGCAUUCGGCGCGAUGGUGAUUGGAAGCAUACAGAAGCGUCCAGCAGAUGGCGCCCGUGUUGUUGUAGACAACUUCGCCUCAGCCAUGGACUUCACAAGAAGAAUGCCGCUCUUACCUAAAAAGAAAGUGGCAGUCCUAGUAUCAGGUAACGGCAGCAACUUGCAAGCGCUGCUGGACACGACGCGCGAGGCGGCGCAGUGCAUGUGCGCAGACAUUUGUCUCGUAGUCAGCAACAAGAAGGACGCAUACGCUCUGCAACGCGCUGAGAAAGCUGGGGUGCCUGCGAUGGUAUUCAACCACAAAGACUACGCCUCAAGGGAGGAGUUUGACCGCGCCGUGUCUGAAGCACUCGAGGCACACAAGGUAGACAUCGUCUGUCUCGCCGGGUACAUGAGGAUCCUGUCCAGCGAGUUCGUUAAGAAAUGGCACGGUCGUCUCCUGAACAUCCACCCGUCCCUGCUGCCCCGCCACCCCGGCCUCAACGCGCAGAAGCAGUGCCUCGACGCCGGGGACAGGGAGAGUGGCUGCACCGUGCACUUUGUCGAUGAGGGCAUGGACACUGGCCCGAUUAUCCUCCAAGAAAGAGUACCAGUACUGCAGAAGGACACGAUAGAGACCCUGACAGAACGUAUCCACGAGGCGGAGCACCGCGCCUACCCGCGCGCAUUGCGCCUCGUCGCCACCGGACGGGUCAGGCUCAACCAUCAGGGGACGCUCAUGUGGUACUCUUAG
Messenger RNA from Spodoptera littoralis (African cotton leafworm), 4107 nucleotides. Lineage: Eukaryota; Metazoa; Arthropoda; Insecta; Lepidoptera; Noctuidae. The record is from the annotation of a GenBank genome assembly.